Molecule: messenger RNA, 1290 nt
Organism: Populus trichocarpa (black cottonwood)
Lineage: Eukaryota; Viridiplantae; Streptophyta; Magnoliopsida; Malpighiales; Salicaceae
Product: probable LRR receptor-like serine/threonine-protein kinase At1g53420
Exons: 4
Coding region: 649-1275 (208 amino acids)
Biological process (GO): protein phosphorylation
Molecular function (GO): ATP binding; protein kinase activity
Source: RefSeq, a predicted model, not a curated record
UGGAUCUAACAAAGCUUAUUCUAUAGAAUUCAAAGCCAAUGUGACAGACAAUACCUUGGAGAUCCGUUUAUACUGGAAUGGAAAAGGGACUACUUGCAUUCCAAAAAGAGGAAAUUACGGUCCUCUUAUUUCUGCAAUAACUGUAUGCUCAGGCAUGUUUUAUAUAUAUAUUCCCAGAAUUUCAUUUGAAAGUCACUGACUUUGCGAUUUCAUUCAUAUACAAUGACCUUUAUCAAUUAAGUUAAAAUGAAAACCGAGCAAUGAUAUCAUAGAUUUGUUGAUCAAGAACUUAUGAAUUCAAAUCUCAUCACCCCUUAGACUUAGCCUUGGUCAUUUCCCCCACCGGUUACAUAAUUAACAAACAAAUUCUUCCUUAUGAACCAGGCUUUGAUUUUCAUCAUAACUGUAUGUAAGCUUCUACUCAGUUCAUUAUACCAUCUAAGAAGCACUUUAUGGUUUGUUGUUUUCAGGCCAGAGAACUUAUUGUCCAGGUGAGAAGUAAACUGCUGCCCUGCAGUGAUUUAUUGUCCCAUUGGCUUUCUGUGUUUGUACGUGUAACUUUGUUUAAUUUCAGAACCUGGAGAAGCAAGUAAAAGACCUAUCGUGGUUGGAGUUGUCACUUCAGCCUUACUCCUUGUUUUCUUGGUAAUGGGUGUCAUUUGUUGGAAAUUCUAUUUUAGAGACAAGUUCAUGAGAGAACGAGAUCUCAAGGGGCUAGAUCUAAAAACUGGUUCCUUCACUUUGAGGCAGCUGAGAGCUGCCACUAACAAUUUUGAUUCUGCUGGAAAAAUUGGAGAAGGUGGAUUUGGCUCCGUAUACAAGGGUAAAUUGUCAGAUGGAACUCUUAUUGCUGUUAAGCAGCUAUCUCCUAAAUCCAGGCAAGGAAACCGAGAAUUUGUGAAUGAAAUAGGCAUGAUAUCUGGUUUACAGCAUCCCAAUCUUGUAAAGCUUUAUGGAUGCUGUAUUGAAGGAGAUCAGUUGCUUCUGGUGUACGAAUACAUGGAAAACAACUCCCUCGCCAAAGCACUUUUUGGUUCAGAAACAAGUUUUCUGAUGCUGGAUUGGCCAACAAGAUAUAAGAUAUGUGUUGGAAUAGCCAGAGGUUUAGCAUUUCUCCAUGAAGAAUCUGCAAUCAGGAUUGUUCACAGAGACAUCAAAGGUACAAAUGUAUUACUCGGCAAAGAUCUAAGUGCCAAGAUAUCAGACUUUGGACUAGCUAAGCUCAAUGAAGAGGAGAACACUCACAUCAUGUUUACUCCUCUCAUGAUGAACUGAGUUCUUGGUUAGAGC